Linum tenue is the source of this 1046-nucleotide messenger RNA. NCBI's taxonomy places the organism in Eukaryota, Viridiplantae, Streptophyta, Magnoliopsida, Malpighiales, Linaceae. The record is from the annotation of a GenBank genome assembly.
CUUUUCCACCUCGACUAGUCCACCGGAACUCGCUCCGAUCUCGCUCGCGUGGCCGAAAAGCAAAGAGAGAGAGAGAGAGAGAGAGAGAGAGAGGACAAUCAAUCACCGUUUGAAAAUCUAAAUCCAUGGAAGGAACAUCAGCAGAUCAGGAAACCGCACCCCGAAUCCCGAAUUUCGGUGUCACCGCCCCAACUCCAAUCCCAUUUGACGCCGCCGUUCCUCCUCCUCCUCCGCCGCAGUCAAUGACCGCUCCACCGCCGCCUAUUCUUCCUCACCGUCAUCAACAAACUCCACCUCAAACAGCAGGCCCGCCGCCGCCGACGACUUUCAGCAGGAAAAGGGGACCUGAGAGUGAUGGCGGAAGCUACUUCAAGAUUCGGGCCGUGAUCAAAGAUAUUCGUCCCCAUUUACUCGAGGUUAUUCGAACGGCUGAUUUUCGGAGCUGCAAAGGAGCUCAUCAGAUUCAAGAAAAGCUGAAGCUGCUGAUGGAAUUAUGCAAGCAGAUGACAGCAGAGACCGGAGGGAACUAUGGCAAGUCUAGAUUUGCAGCUCAAAAUGGGGGCGCCCAAGACAUCUUUGCAAAACCAUCUGACGACAGAAUCUUCAACAAGGUUGUAGUCACCGAAAGGCCCGAGAACUACCAGAAUCAACUUGUUGGGUCCUCGGCUUUCGGCUGGAACUUCAUUACUUACCCUGGUUGCAGCGAACCGGUCUACUACGGAAGAACGAAAGAAUCAUUUCGAGCUGCUCGGUUAGCAGCAGCUGCUGCUGCACCAUGAUCCGAUCCAACUCAUGUGCAGUGUAUACUCGCGCGAUGGACAGAUGGAGUGUUUGCUAACGGAUCCGAAUGACCCAUUGUUGUUCUUUUGUAUGGUUGAAAAUGGCUCCUUAGAGAUCUCUUGGCACAUUGUAAAAUUUUGUGAUUCGUCUGUAGUGUAUUGUUGUAGUUAGCUUUACAUGACUAACUUGGAAUCUCAGAGGGUUUGAAAUCUUUCAAUAGUCAAAUCCCUUUUACUAUUCUUGUGUGUGGGCUACGGAAUUACAAC